Owenia fusiformis is the source of this 4307-nucleotide messenger RNA. Lineage: Eukaryota; Metazoa; Annelida; Polychaeta; Sabellida; Oweniidae. The record is from the annotation of a GenBank genome assembly.
AAGAAAUAUUCAGUUCCUGACGGAAAUAUUGAUGGCUAUAAUCCACCUAAAUCAAAAGACGACAGCAAAAUGCAUUACCAAGAUAAUGAUAAGAACAAAGAACAGAUGACAAAUGAUCAACCAGAUCUAAAACAUAAUGACUCCAAAAGUCAAACACCUUCUGAUGAGAAGAAAAACCUACCCAGACAAAACUCAGGCAAGACCCUUCUGAAGUUCAUAUCAAAGUAUGAUGUGGAAAAUGAAAAAGCACAGCAGGGUAUAAACCCUAAGAGAGAAAAUCAACAAGAUAAUUCAAAUAUCAACAAGCCAGUGGUUCUGCAAACAAAUCCGAUGUCUGGUACUACUAAGAUGGAAAUUGAUAGAAAUAUGAAUAACCUAGAUUCCAGGUCACCAACCCAUUCAUAUAUACAAUCAAGAUCCAAAGACAAUGUCUUUAACACCAGACACACAGGUUACAGAAAACAACCUGCCAACUAUAUUACAAAGACAAAUGAUAAAAUGGCAUCAAAUGGCUCUGAGAGACAGCAAAACACUAACAAACAAUCAGAGGCAAGACCAAAGGACAUGUAUGUUGCGAGACAUAAAACCCCAAAUGAUUUCAAUAACAAUCCUCACGGUGCUCCCAAUAUCCCAGUACAUCUAGGUGCCCCAUAUAGGUACACUCCACCACACCUGGUUGCCUAUCAAUCUGAUGAGGAGCGCAGCAAAGCAGGUACACCACCACCCAUACCAUUUCACACCCACCCAACUACACCACCAAGAGACUGCAUCAAACCAAUAUCAAGUCAAAGACCAGAUAAUAUAAUGAAAAAUGAUGAAAGGGGUAAUGCAAAAACAUAUAGACCAACCCAGUUAGCUACUAAUAAUCAUCAUGAGAGUAACAGACCAUCCCCGACCAAUCUUAAUACAAGGCAUCAGAAUCCCAAGGACAAUAUGGCUGAAUCAACCAAAGCAUGUGUGGAUUAUCAGCAGAAAACACAAGAUCCCCUUAUGUCAAUACAUCAGGUAAAUUAUAAUACACAAUACUUGGACUCACCAAUGAAACUUAAACAGCAGAUCAGAAUGAAGCAAGAGAAACCCCAUGUAACAAAAGCAAAACUCUCACUUGAAGAAGCUGAUAAUGUAAGCCCUGACUUCAAUACUCAUAUGGAUGCCAAACGCAACAAAAGUAAUCACUCAAAGGAUGCUUAUCAAAAGAACUAUCAAAUGAAUAACGAAUCUCAGCUGAGUCAAACAAAAGGAGCCAAUUAUCAAGCAGAUAAUUCAAAGAAUCCACCCAUUUUGAAAACAGACAUCGUCACAGCAUCAGGCUAUACUAAAGCGCCAGUGAAUGCUACACUUUCAAAUGAUACCCAAAUGUCUCACACCAGCUAUUUGAUUCCCCAGCUAUCACCCCCAAUGAAGCCUCUUCCUCAGUCUAGCCCACCAAAGGUAACAUCAGCAAUCAGGAGAACUCAAAGGACCCCAGAGGUGAACAGAAGCUGGAGAUUGAUAGCAGCAUCCAUCAAUACAUCACCAGAGAUGCUGAAGCUUAGAGGGAAAAGCCACUAUAACCCUGUCUAUACAGAACAUCAGGGACAUGUACGCUCAGAUAGUCAGUUGCGCAAGAGGAGUAAAGCUCACAAUGGAGGUCUUCAGGAAGGAGAUAUUCUGGUGUCUAUCAAUGGGAAGAAUGUUGAAGGCAAGAGUCACCCUGAUGCCAUGUCCCUAGUUGAUGCUGCAGGGAAUGACAUUGAUAUGGUUGUCAUGAGAGGAAGUGAAACUGCGAGGCAAUUUGGAAUUGGAGUAGAACAACCUGCUCCUGUAAAACAAGCAGCUGCCCCUGCCCCAGUGGAACAACCCAAACCACUAAAGGUUGCUAAAAUCCCAGCGGUCAAACCAACUGAGCCAGUACAACCUGCCCAGAAUGUGGCACCAUCUAAGGCUCAGUUGAACUUUCAACAGCCCUAUGACAACAUAGAAAAGCAUAAUGUAACAGAAGAGACUUUCAAACAAGGUGAUAGCACACAUAAUAUACGGACUGAGGUUCAAGAAGGAACUGUUGGUAAUGCCAAAAUAACCAAAACCUCUCGCCAGGAGAAGAUAACCACAUCUUCAGGUGAUUUAGGACAUUCUGGUGGAAAACAGAUUUUCAAAGUUAAGAACAUUGCAGAGAGGUUAGGUGGUAAAAUAGAUCAAACACAAAAAAUCCCUCCAUCUAGCUUUGAACCUGGUAGACAAUUUGGAGAAAUAAAGAAAACCACCCAAACCUACCAGGCUGCCCAUAAACCCUCUCAACCUGAAAUAAACCCCAUGGCUAAUCCAGGGAUCCAAUAUGGUGAAAUUAAAAAGACUCCAAAGGCAAUGCCUGGGCCUGGUCCCAAAUUUCAAGUGCGUAAUGUUCAAGCUAAUGUGUUACAGCCUUCACAAAUAACAUUAGGACUAAGUAAUAGCCAACCAAAGCCUGAAGAACCCUCUGCCCCUCAGCCUAAAAUAUGGAGCCCGGGUCAACCAAGCACAAAGGAGAAUGUAUCUCCAGCCCAAGUGUCCCCUGUAAGUAAAGGACCACAGUUUAAUGUUAGAAGAAUCUCAGGCCCUGUUGAGAAGCCUCCAACAUGGCAACCUACACAUGUACCACAACCAAAGCCUCAACCCCCAAAAGAAGAUGUAAAGGUUAUACCUAUACAACAUGACCCUCCCUCACAAGAGGUGCCAAUGGAACAAGAUGACCCAUCCUUAAUACCACACCAAAAAGGUCAUUUCUGGGCUUCACCUAACAAACAAGUCAGUGUGUUAAAAGAUGAGGCUAUGGACACCAGUCCUGAUUCUAGCAUAACUAGUGGCAGAAGGUCAAAAAAGAAGAUGUUUGCAGAUUCAGCAUUCUAUGACAACCCUGAUGCCCAAUACCCAAGCAUAGAUGAACAAAUUGAAAUGUGCCGUAGGGUUGCUGCGCAGUUAACUUCCCCAGCUAAUCAAAAGGCUAGGGGUGCGAAAAUGUUCAUGAAGCGUGUAAAAAAGGCUGGAAAGUGGACACAUGCAGGAUCUGAAUUUGGAGGUAGCUCCGGUAGUGGUCAUGGUGACAUAGGAGACCUUGAGGAUGUUUCUGAGCCAUAUGAACCUCCUUCACCAGAUCCAAAUUCUGCAUUGUUUAGUUUUAAAAUACCCCAGUUCUCUCCUGCUGAUUUAAUUGGUGGAAAAGAAAAACUUAAAACGAAAUUAACAGCACAGGACCUAGAGAACAUGCGAUUAAGCAAGCCAAAAAAUGUUCAUAAUACAGUGCCAGCUGAGGCAUGCUUUAGUCUUGCAUCCGCAUUGCAAGAGGCAAAGGGAAGGGGAGGGAAGAUCUUUGAAAAGCGAAGAGCAAAAUCUGAGAAUUGGGUGGUGGAUGAGUCCAAUGUGAAAGAGCCUCCAACACCACCUCCAGCUCCUCCUAAAUCAGCUGGACCUGAGGUUGGGGGACAGCAACCUAGAAACCGUCUAACAGAGAUGGUAGAGUUAGCCAAGGCUGAAGUAACACCCUGGGAAGCAGCUGCUGAAAAUCCAUAUGGCAAUCUGGAUAAAGCAUUUAGUCAUCUUGACAAGUAUAAACGUGACAUAGCUGCAGCAGAAAUUAAAGCAGAUCUUAAAGGAAAAGGAAGUGGAGCCCCAACAAGCAGUACAGCCCCAUCUACUGCAAUGUGGACCCCAGCAUCACAGAGUGGUCAAACAGUUACUACCCAGUCUGCACCACACAAGACUCCCCCACCCACAAUGCCAAAGACAGGGGGAAAGGCAAACUAUAACAAGAAACCAAUGGGAUGGUCACCAGUUGGGCAGCCCAGUAGUGGAGUGUCAACACCUUCAUCACAGACACCAAGGUCACAAAGUACAGGGCGACUCCAUGUGUUGCGUAGCAGUAGUGGUUCAAGAUUAGAGAGUGAUAAUGACAGUACAAGUAGUGCAAGUACUGUAAAGUCUGCAAGAUUAUCAGCUGGCCAGCGCCACACCACAACUCUACAAUUCAACCCAAGUAGGCAAUAUAGCAGCACCUCAAACAGCAAUGACAACUCAAUUGGAAAUGAUCUAACACAUGCUGCCAGUUUAACACCAACUGAUGGUCAGAUGGGAUUUGUCAUUGGCGACAAACAGAACAGGAAGUACAUGGUCAAUGUGAAUCUAACACCUAUACCAAACACUACUUUUGAUGAACAAGUUAUGACACAGCCUUUCAGCCAAAAUAGGCAGUCAUUCAACCAUAGCAGAACUGGCUCCUUUCAGAACUACCAAGCAACUCCACCAUCAAGUACCCCCAUGCCUGUAUCAACAAGCAGCGCUCCAGGUGGGAUGCC